Meira miltonrushii is the source of this 2104-nucleotide messenger RNA. RefSeq names its product glycoside hydrolase. The coding region runs from base 173 to 1993 and encodes 606 amino acids. The transcript has a single exon. Gene Ontology annotation, biological process: L-arabinose metabolic process; polysaccharide catabolic process. Gene Ontology annotation, molecular function: alpha-L-arabinofuranosidase activity. The record is from RefSeq and is a predicted model, not a curated record. NCBI's taxonomy places the organism in Eukaryota, Fungi, Basidiomycota, Exobasidiomycetes, Exobasidiales, Brachybasidiaceae.
CACAUAUGAAAGGAAAUGCAAGCAAUCAAGCGUUAGCGGCUAUUCACGAAAGAUGAAACGAUUUAGGUCAUGUGGAAGGAAAGACGGAGAUGCGUAUUGCUUUGCUGAGGAAAGCAUGUUCACUGAUUCGACUACUCUUUACUCCUAAACAUCACCAAACCUCAUCUCUAUUAUGGAUCCAUUCACCCACUCAGAAGGGCUUUCACAGCGUCCGAUUCACAUUCAUCCAUUCCAAAUCGCUGUGGAGACCAGCAGACCAGUUUCAGGCAGUCUGACAAAAGAACAAAAAGAACUAGCAAGUGGAUUAAAAGAUUCAAAAAUCAAGCAAUUAAUUCCUGAAAAUGCAGUCUUUGUUUCUAAAAAAUUAUAUUCUGGCUUUUUGGAGCAUGUCGGUAGAUGCAUUUAUGGUGGAAUUGUGAAUGAUCCGGAACAAACUUGUUCGGAUGACUUGCUACUUCCCUUACCCAACACUUCAGUUGAUUGGCAUAAGGAUCGAUUAAAGGUUCGUAAAGAUGUGUUUGAAGAACUUUCAAUUGAACUUGGUAUUGAGGCAAAGGAAUGGUAUACACUUUCAAAAGAUCAACAAGCCUUACGUCCUUUACUUCGUUGGCCAGGCGGUAAUUAUGUAAGUAACUAUCAUUGGCAAGAUGGUAUUGGACCGAUACACAAACGUCCACAACGAAUCGAACUAGCAUGGCAUGGAACAGAAAGCAAUACAUUCGGAACUGAUGAGUACAUUGAAUAUUGCAGAAAGCUAGGCGUUGAGCCUUAUAUUUGUUUGAAUAUGGGCACUGGAACAUUGGAAGAAGCUUUGGCGUGGUUAGAGUACUGCAAUGGAACAGGAAACACUUAUUGGGCCAACUUACGUAGGGCAAAUACAGGCAAGGAAGAGCCUCAUAAUGUUCAAUAUUGGGGCUUAGGCAACGAGCUAUGGGGCGAAUGGCAAGUAGGCAGAAUGAAUGCUGUUGAAUACACACGUACAGCUCAAAGAUGGGCACAUGCACUCAAAUUAGUCGAUCCUACGAUCAAACUUGUAUCUUGUGGAAAAGAAGGAGGAUGCGAAUGGGAUUGGACUGUUUUACAAGGCUUGAACGGUUUGGUGGAUUUGCAUUCGAUUCAUUAUUAUACGAUGCUUGGUCAUCAGAAUCAUAUCCGAUCUGACGAGAAAGAUAACCUCGGCUCAUAUGAAAAGAAUGUCUUUGGCGCAGCAGCCGCUGAACAAUAUAUCACAACAUGUGUAAAAUUAAUCGACAUGGCUCAAAUGGAAGCAUACAAUGCGAUACCGAUGGAAAAGCUUCGAGAUAUGGUCAAUAAAAUGUAUCCUGCUCCUAUUGGAAUUUGUAUGGACGAAUGGAAUGUUUGGGACGAUCGUAAAGCAACUCCACAACGUGGUCUAGAGCAAGUGUACGAUUAUACAGAUAUGUUGGGCACAGUUGCAUGGCUUCAUGUUUUGGUAAGAAAUACAGCACGAAUGCCAAUUGCUUGUUUAGCACAAAGUGUCAACGUUCUUUCGCCUCUUUUAACGAAUUCCACUUCGACAUUACGACAAGGUACAUACUAUCCAGUCAGCCUGUUUGCCAAAUAUAUGUGUGAUGGUUAUCUAUUACAAGUACCUUCCUUGCCAGACAUUUAUACCGGACUGACUUUUCCAGUUUGGUCACAGGAAAUUGCUCGACCAGCAUACGUGGAUUUGGUAGCAAUUCUGUUACCAGGAAAAGGCGCAAUUCAUCUCAGUAUCCUCAAUCGACAUCCAACAGCAACUUGGCAGGCUCCUUUGCAAAUUCUUGCUGAAGAAUUCGAAAUUGAAAACAUUGAAGUUUAUUCAAUUUUCAACAAAGAUCUUCAAGCUACAAACACAUUCGAAAAACCAGACGCAAUCAUUCCGAAACAACAAACAAUCGAUGCACAAACAUGGCAUGAUACUAAAGGUCUAAUUCCUGUUAAGCCACAUUCAUGGUCUUUGGUGCUUUUACGUGGUGAGCUGGCAAGUUAAAAACAUUCCUUUAUUCUCGACGUAUGUAUUUACACACGAGUAUGAUUUUUAAUUCUCACUCUUGUUACACAUUAUGAUGUUUCUUGUCUGAACCCGUUGAAAUUCAAUCAG